Messenger RNA from Fonsecaea erecta, 1095 nucleotides. RefSeq lists its product as hypothetical. The record is from RefSeq and is a predicted model, not a curated record. The transcript is spliced from 6 exons. The coding region runs from base 1 to 1095 and encodes 364 amino acids. Gene Ontology annotation, molecular function: oxidoreductase activity; zinc ion binding. NCBI's taxonomy places the organism in Eukaryota, Fungi, Ascomycota, Eurotiomycetes, Chaetothyriales, Herpotrichiellaceae.
AUGGGCUCCACAGAGACGAUGAAGGCACUUGUUUUCCACGGCCCGUACGAUGUGAGAUUAGAAGACCGGCCGGUCCCGCACGUGAUAGACCCGACGGACGUGGUGGUCAAGACGACCUCUGCGGCUCUGUGUGGAAGUGAGCUGCACCGCUACCGAGGACACUCAAAAAUCAACAUGCAGCCCGGAUACAUCUGCGGACAUGAAGGGAUGGGCAUCGUGCACGAGGUAGGCCACGAGGUGCGGAACUUCAAAAGGGGCGACAGGAUAAUUGCCCCGUUCACGAUAAGUUGCGGCGAAUGCUUCCACUGCAAGCGGGGAAUCACCGGCCGCUGCGUCAAAUGUAAAUCGUUCGGAUCAGUGGCACUUGACGGGUCACAGGCGCAGUACUUCCGAGUACCACUGGCCGACUCGACGCUGUUUCACACCCCGCAGGAAGGAGACCUCGGGGAGCUUUUGAUCUUGAUGACGGACAUCUUUCCUACAGGAUUCAACGGGGCACGGAACGCCUUUCGUGAAACCCCCAGCGACCUGUGGAAGGAUAUGACCGUGGUCGUGAUCGGGUGCGGGCCCGUUGCGCUGUGCUCGAUCAUUUGUGCACGCGAAUAUAAACCGGCACGCAUAAUCGCGAUCGACUCGGUCCCGGAUCGCCUGCAACGCGCCCAGGACCUGGGCUGCAUCCCGCUCAAUUUCAAGACGGUCGACGUGGUCAAGGAGGUCAUGAGGCUGACGGACGGUAACGGUGCCCACGCGGUCAUCGAAGUGGUCGGUCUGAGUCCUGCGCUGAAGACAGCGUACGAUGUUAUUUGUCCCGGCGGGAAGAUCAGCUCUGUCGGGGUUCAUAAUGGCGAGCUCCCCUUCACGGCCGCAGACUGUUACAACAAGAACGUCCACAUCCAAUUCGGCCGCUGUCCGGCGAGGUACGUGUUCAAGGAGGCUCUGCAGGCACUAAUCCGGAACAAGAGCACGAUCGAGAAGAUGGAAUUCAUCGAUGUCGUGCUGCCUGGCUUGGAUGAGUCGUGUGUGGAUGCAUUGCGGCGCUUCGAACGGGCGGAGGUCAACAAGGUGGUCUUUAAACCGAAUGGAACGGAUGCAUAG